Molecule: messenger RNA, 1302 nt
Organism: Rhizophagus irregularis DAOM 181602=DAOM 197198
Lineage: Eukaryota; Fungi; Glomeromycota; Glomeromycetes; Glomerales; Glomeraceae
Biological process (GO): DNA repair; DNA alkylation repair
Cellular component (GO): nucleus
Molecular function (GO): dioxygenase activity; zinc ion binding
Source: RefSeq, a predicted model, not a curated record
AUGUCGGGAACGUUUGAAGAAAGUCUACAAAAGCUUAAGCAGCUUUUUCCAGAUGCUAAAGAGCAAAGUUUAAUAGUCGCGCUUAAACUUAGUAAUGUGCAAAUAGAAAAAGCCUCGAAUAUUUAUCUGGAACAAAAAGAAGGACGCAUCAAUAAAAAUAAAAGUUUUUUACAUUUGAAACAACCGAAGUUAGAUUCUUUUAUUAAAAAAAAACAAGCAGAAAAUGAGAAUUCUGAAAAAAUUGAUAGUGGCUCUUCUAAAAAGAGAAAAUUUGAUGAAUUAAAUGAGGCGGCAGUUAAUAAACAAAAUAAUUCAUCUAAUAAAAAAUUGUUAAAUUUACAAGAAGUUUUAAAAUGGCCACUAAAAUCUUUAACGGUUAAAAAAAGAACCCAAACACAAACAUUAUACUUGUAUCGACAGGAGGACAUUUCGGCGAGAACUCCAUGUAUGCUCAUUCACAAUGUGUUACCGAAAGAAUUGGCAAACUCCCUAUUACGAAUAAUGUUGAAGGAAAGUGAAACUUUUACACGUAACCAAGGGUUUUUAUUUGGAAAUUUAGUUACUUCACCUCAUACAAGUCAAUAUUAUAUAUCAAAUGAAAUGAAAACAAGAAGUUCCAAUAAUGCUCGCUAUUUCCCGCCGGAAAUGGAGCAAGCGAAAACCAUUAUAAUGAAUAUAGUCAAUGAACAAAGAAAGGAAAGGAAAAUUUAUGAAUAUGAAGUGCAAGGAGAUUGGAGUCCAAACAUUGCAGCAGUGAAUUGUUAUGCGAAUUCAAAAGAGGCUGUUAAUUGGCAUAGUGACAGAUUAACUCAUCUUGGUCCUCUGCCUAUUAUCGGGUCACUUUCUUUGGGAGUUACCCGCCAGUUUCGUCUUCGUCGAUUUGGUAAUGGAGAAUCAAAUUCAACGAAUGCAACACAAAAAACAUCACCAUCUACAAUUUAUUCAAUUCCACUUGAACACAAUUCGCUAAUAAUCAUGUGGCCCCCUUGCCAAGAACUCUGGAAACACGAAGUGUGUCCUCAGAAUUCUAUCGACAAACAUCCAAUAGCAGGUUUUAAACGUAUAAAUAUCACGUUUCGUCAAUUUCGGGAUGAAUAUGGAAGUGAGAUGACUCCCAUCUGUCAUCAUGGUGAGCUAUGUAUGCUUAAACCUGUGUUCAAUGGGCGUAAUGUGGGACGCUACUUUUAUUCUUGUAAUGCCGGUGGUCCGGAAGGAAAAUGUGAUUUUUUUGAGUGGUUGAAUAUCGACAAAAGAAAAGAAGAGGUUGAGAAGUUGAGAAUGUUGGAAACAAAGGAUAAAUGA